AUGAUCUUCGCCGCCCGUCAACUUCAGGAGGAGUGUCAGGAGAUGCGGACCCACCGGUACUGCACCUUCGUGGACCUGACGAAAGCCUUCGACACGGUGAAUCAUGAAGGACUGUGGAAGAUCAUGCUGAAAUUCGGCUGUCCGGAGCGAUUCACUCAGAUGUUGCGUCAGCUGCACGACGGUGUGAUGGUGCGAGUCACGGACAACGGAGCUGUCUCAGAGGCAUUCGCAGUGACCAACGGAGUGAGGCAGGGAUGCGUGCUGGCGACAACACUCUUCAAUCUUAUAUUAUCUGUCAUGCUGAUGGACGCCUACCGCGACGAGCGCCCCGCGAUCCGCAUCGCCUACAGGACGGACGGUCACCCCCCUUGA
Messenger RNA from Spirometra erinaceieuropaei, 372 nucleotides. Lineage: Eukaryota; Metazoa; Platyhelminthes; Cestoda; Diphyllobothriidea; Diphyllobothriidae. The record is from the annotation of a GenBank genome assembly.